UCUUUCCUGAAGAUAUCGAUCCAACAUUGUGCACACAUAUUUCUUAUGCAUUUGCUAACAUCGUCGAUAACGCAUUAGUUGCGUACGAAUGGAAUGACGAAAACGGCGAGUGGUUAACCGGAAUGUACACCAGAGUUAACAAUUUUAAAUUGAAGCAUAAGAACCUGAAAACAAUGUUGGCUGUCGGCGGUUGGAAUAUGGGUUCUCUUCCAUUUACCCUUGUAAUUUCUAGCAAAGCCAAUAGAAAAAAGUUCAUCGAAGACGUAAUUACAUUCCUUCGCAAAAAUAACUUUGAUGGUUUAGAUAUCUGCUGGAUAUUUCCGACAAAAAGAGGAAGUCAAUCAGAUGACAAAGAAAAAUUUGGCGACUUACUUAAGGAAAUGAAAGAUGCGUUUAAGAAUGAAUCAAAAGAAAAGGAACUCCUUCUCGGAAUUAUUGUAGGGUCUGAAAAAACAUUGAUAGAUGAAGCCUACGAUAUUGAUGCUAUAAAUAAAUCUGUUGAUGUAAUAUCAAUUAUGUCGUACGACUUUUAUUCACCUAAAGAUGCUGAGUAUGCGAUGCACCCCAGUGCUCUUUACUCUGGUACCUUCACAACUGGGGUGGACUACGAAAGAAGUGUCAACUUUACAGCUUCUUACUGGAACAGUCUUGGUGUUCCUAAGAAAAAGAUUAAUAUCGGUAUACCAUUUUAUGGUCGCAGUUUUCUCAUUGGGUCGCAUAGCCCUCAGAACAUAAAAGAAGGUCUUCCUUCUUUCGGUGAAGGAACUAAAGGAAUAUAUACAAAAACCAAAGGCUUUCUAGCUUACUACGAGACAUGUGAGCUUUUAAAAAGCUCAACAAGUGUUUUCAUGGAAGACAGAGGAGUCCCCUUUACUGUCGUGGACAAUGAUUGGAUUGGUUACGAAAACAACCAGAGUGUAGCAUUGAAGGCUAAUUUUGCCCUGCAAAACGAUUACGGUGGUUUGAUGUUUUGGUCACUGGAUCUGGAUGAUUUCAAGGGAGAAUGCAAUGGUGAAAAAUAUCCGCUUCUUAAAGCUGCUAACAUAAUUGUCAAUAAUAAUUACACCCUAAAUGAAAAUACCACAGUUUCCAGUCAAUGAGUCGUGUUAAGGGCAAGAAGAACUGUUACGAAAUUAACUCAGCUCCUGUUGAAAUUUGCGGACAAUAUCCCAAUGAAUAGCUUUGUAUCUUUGUUAGCUUAUGUGUAAGUGGCCAAAUUAAGAACCAUAUAAUCGUUAUAUAUAAGGACCAGAAUAAAACAGACUGCAAAAUUUAAAGAAAACAGUAACAUUUAAUCAAUUCUUAUCGAUUUCUAACUCAUAUUUCGGUUGGCGCAAUUAAUAGUAUUUUUAACAUUUUAGAGUCUUACGUAUAUUAAUGUAUUUUUUUUGAAAAUAAAAACCAAAUAUUGCAUGUAUAAUUGGCA
This is a messenger RNA of Octopus bimaculoides (California two-spot octopus), 1426 nucleotides long. RefSeq names its product chitotriosidase-1. NCBI's taxonomy places the organism in Eukaryota, Metazoa, Mollusca, Cephalopoda, Octopoda, Octopodidae. Gene Ontology annotation, biological process: chitin catabolic process; carbohydrate metabolic process. Gene Ontology annotation, molecular function: chitinase activity; chitin binding. The record is from RefSeq and is a predicted model, not a curated record. Gene Ontology annotation, cellular component: extracellular region.